Rhododendron vialii is the source of this 1897-nucleotide messenger RNA. Its product is annotated as ATPase GET3B-like. Gene Ontology annotation, biological process: post-translational protein targeting to endoplasmic reticulum membrane. Gene Ontology annotation, cellular component: GET complex. Bases 90 to 1310 code for a protein of 406 amino acids. Gene Ontology annotation, molecular function: ATP hydrolysis activity; ATP binding. The transcript is spliced from 11 exons. NCBI's taxonomy places the organism in Eukaryota, Viridiplantae, Streptophyta, Magnoliopsida, Ericales, Ericaceae. The record is from RefSeq and is a predicted model, not a curated record.
AUAAAUCGCGUUUUCUUGAUUUUCCAGAAAAUAAAAACCUAAACCCAAAUACUGUAACUCCUCACCAAACCUCCUUUGUUAACUCCUCCAUGUCUUCCCCUUCAAUUUUGAGUCCCCCAUCAACCAAUUCCAUGGCGAUGAUGAGUUUUUUCCUCCAUUCGCCCAAAACCCACAUGGUUAUUUCUCUCCGGGAAGCCAAGACAAGUUUCAGCUCCACCUUUCUCUCUCUUUCUGUCAAUAGAAAACAGAGCAGAAGGUCAUUACAAGUACAAUCAGUUGCAGCUCCCUCAGAAGCAAUUACUGAGUUUGAUGACAUGGUUUCCGGUACCAAGAGGAAAUACUAUAUGUUAGGCGGAAAGGGAGGUGUUGGAAAGACAAGCUGUGCUGCAUCGCUUGCUGUAAAAUUUGCAAACAAUGGUCACCCCACUCUUGUUGUUUCAACAGACCCUGCUCAUUCUUUAAGUGACUCUUUUGCCCAGGAUUUGGCCGGAGGGACACUAGUAGCAGUUGAAGGACCUAAUUCUCCAUUGUAUGCCCUUGAGAUUAACCCUGAGAAGGCUAGGGAGGAAUUUCGCAGUGCAAACCAGAAAAAUGGGGGAAGCGGAAUAAAAGAUUUUAUGGAUGGCAUGGGCCUUGGGAUGAUUGUUGAACAGUUAGGAGAAUUAAAGCUGGGGGAGCUUCUGGACACACCUCCUCCUGGUUUGGAUGAGGCAAUUGCAAUUUCCAAGGUUAUGCAAUUCCUUGAACAAGAACAAUAUAAUGCAUUUACUCGUAUAGUUUUUGAUACUGCCCCAACGGGUCAUACACUACGGCUUUUGUCCUUGCCAGACUUCUUGGAUGCAUCUAUAGGGAAGAUAUUGAAGCUUAAGCAGAAGAUAGCUUCAGCAACUUCGGCCAUCAAAUCCGUCUUUGGACAGGAACAAACCCAGGACGACGCUGCAGAUAAAUUAAAGCGUUUAAGGGAGAGGAUGAUAAAAGUGAGGGAGCUUUUUCGGGACACAGAUUCAACAGAAUUCGUCAUUGUAACUAUCCCCACGGUGAUGGCGGUUAGUGAGUCAUCAAGGUUACGUGCUUCAUUGAAGAAGGAAAAUGUUCCUGUCAAGAGGCUUGUCGUAAAUCAAGUCCUUCCCCCAUCUUCCUCCGACUGCAAAUUUUGUGCAAUGAAAAGGAAGGAUCAGACUCGUGCUCUUGAUAUGAUCCGGAGUGAUCCAGAGCUCUCUGGCUUGACGAUGAUCCAGGCACCCCUUGUUGAUGUAGAGAUCAGAGGUGUUCCAGCUCUUCAGUUCUUAGGAGACAUUGUUUGGAGAUGAAAUCUGCUUGAUGAUGCCAGGUGAUUCAGCAUUAUUGGGUACCACCCAUUUUAUCAUCCAGUGAUGUGUUCUUUCACUUAUUCAGUAAUCCCCAAUCGAUUGGGAAUUACAUUGAUUCUGUUAUUGUUUGUACAUACACUGUUGUUUUCGGAACUUGAAUGUUUAAGCGAAGAAGAAAAAGUGGAGGGAAUGACAGAAUGUCACUGGUUCUAUGUUCCCUCUGAGACUGUCAGGGAGAUGCUGGCCCCACACAACUCGUCGGUGUCUUUAGUAUGCAUGAAACGAGAUCUGCAGAAGUUGUAUACAUUGUUUUGUACAAGUGUUAUCCACACAGGAGGUAAUGGGAUAUUGUGUUUCACCCUUCAUUUUGAAAAGGAAAGGAGGCAAAAAUAGUGCUGCUCGAAACGUGGCCUGUAAUUUUACUUGAUAAUUUGUACUUUUUAUUCCGGCACAGUUAGAUUUUCUGACCGAUGAACGAAUUGGUGAUCUGAGGUUCAGUUUACUUAGAUACAUAAACAAUAAGAUGGACGAGGAGUGAUUGUUUGGCAUGAAUUCAUAAUAGUAUAUGCUUUGUCAUAAUUAUUACA